AUCUGAAAGGAAAUCAGGUGAAGUGUCAUACGUGCAGUCACUAUAUGAACACUGACGUUUGUGCUGCGAGUGAUUUAAUGCUCCUUUAACACAAUUAAUAAUGCGGCCCAUUUUGAUUGGGGUGGUUUUAGUGUCAGUUGCAGCUGCAUAUUAUAUUUAUCUGCCUCUGCCCAGCACUAUAUCAGAGCCAUGGAAACUCAUGAUUUCAGACGCAAUGAUGCGUAGCAUGAUGAAGUUGGGUUUCUUAGCUCAUGAUCUUGGACUGGCUUCGCCAUUUGGGUUGGUAAAAUACUUCUCGGCUUGGACGGAUGCAAAAAUUGACGAGUCCAGCCCAAGCGUCCGAGUCACAGAGGCGUCUUUUGGCGGAGUGAAAGCACUGGUGUUUGAGUCCACUGCUGCAGGCCAGGAACAGAGCUUUAAAAGAGGCGUGGUCUAUUUCCACGGAGGAGGGUGGACACUCUGCAGUACAAAGAUGGAACCAUUUUUCCGUCAGUGCAUGACUACGGCUGAGGAGCUGAAUGCAGUCGUAAUAUCUGUCGAGUACAGAUUGGCACCGGAUGCACGGUUUCCAGACCAGUAUGAUGAUGUUUUUCAGGCCUCCAAACACAUCCUGACAGCCGAGGUGUUGAGUCGGUACUCCAUAGACCCGAGGAGGGUGGCUGUGUCCGGGGACAGCGCCGGAGGAAACCUGGCCGCUGCUGUGGCACAACAGAUUGCUUUAGACAGUAGCAUUCCUAUUAAAUUUAAAGUUCAGGCGCUGGUGUACCCAGUGCUUCAGGCCCUGGACUUCAACACCCCCUCGUACGUGCAGAAUGCCAACAUUCCCAUCUUAGACAGGUCAUUGAUGGCCCGCUAUUGGCUGGAGUACCUAAACGGCGAGCAGAAGCUUCUUCCUGCUUUGCUGGCAAACAACCACACAGCUCUGGAUCAGGGUCAGGAGAUAGCAGCGGCCAAAGCCAAGAUCAACUGGACCAAGCUUCUCCCGGUGGCCUUCCAGAAGAGCUAUAAACCUGUGUUUCCGCUUCACGGCGACCCAAAGCUGCUGGAGAAGCUGCCAGGGCUGCUGGAUGUGAGAGCGUCGCCUCUACUAGCUGAAACAGAAGUGCUGAAGGCCGUGCCGCCCGCUUACAUCAUGACCUGUGAGCAUGACGUGCUGAGAGACGACGGACUCAUGUACGCCACACGACUGGAGGAGGCCGGAGUCCACGUCACUGUUGAUCAUGUUGAAGAUGGCUUCCAUGGAUGCCUCAGUUUCGCUUUUGGACCCUUUGCAUUUUCUGUUGGAAGACGAAGUCUUGGGAACUACAUCCAUUGGCUGAAAGAGAACCUCUAAAGACUCAUAUAGGCUGGGUCUAUGUUAAAUAUAUUUUAAUUUUAAAUUAGAUUUUUUAAUUUAACAUGCAGUCCAUAAUAAAAAUGCUUAAAAGUUAUUUCAACAAAAUCUGAACAAGCCUGCUGUUUUAGUACAGGGAAUUUAUUAUAAAUUUGUAUUUAAUGUCAAAUGAUUUAUGCAGUGCAAUUGGAAUUUAUUAACAGGUAUAAAAUGAACUCUAAAGUUAAUGUGUAUAAAUACUUUAAAUGCACAAGAUAUUAUAUAAAUGUUCAGUUUGAUAGCUUAAGUUAACACUUUUUGGAUUUGCAUAUAAACAUACUUAAAUUACGUUUUGGGGUUAUAAUAUACAAAAACAGUCAAAUUAGAAAUAAAAUGCAUAAAAAAAUGAAUAUAUAUAUAUAUAAUAGAAAAUAGAAAGGGUACUGAUUCAAACAAAACAAGCAGUAUUUACUUUUCCAAAAAGAAAGAAAAAAUAUUAAUAGUAAUUACUCAAAAAAAAAUGUAUGGGGAAAUUAGUAAUUUACAUAUUAUUUUUGGCAUGACAGAGCUUUCAGGGACAGAUAUCAUUUUAGAUGGAUAGCACGUUCAUAAAAAUAUGUUUAUGCCAUAAAAUCUUUUCUCAGAGCGUAUCAUCAUGUUUACAUAUAACUUACGCCUGUUAAAAUACAACACUGCUGGGAAAAUGUUCGAACUCUUGACUUGGAAUUGCAACUUCUUUGGCAGUUUCUGUGCUGCUGGCAGUCAGCAUUUUUAACAAAAGGGAAUUUCCUAAAAACCUAGCGGAGUGGUAGUUUAGUGAAACACGAGCUGGAAGGGAGUAUUUGAGGGAAGCUAUCUGUCACUGUUAGCGCAUGGGAAGCGCCGGGGGGAGCAGAUGAGUGCGGCGGAAUGCGGCUCUUGCUGUUUUUCUCACCUGUGAAACCUUCGCUUUUAUUGCAUCUUUUAUUCUCUAACUGGAAGUGGGGGGACAAUAAUCAGUUUCUCUAGAUGUUUUACAUAAACUACCAUUAUUCUCAGGAAAAAGCAUAAAGAAAUGAACAGAUCUUUGUAAUACACCCUCAUUUAUGUCCUCUUUUCUAGCUCUUAUUGUUUUGUAACCACAUGCCAGUUUCCAAAAUGAUACUACUAUCUUCUUUCAGGUAUGAUGAGUAUGUGAGUCAGUGAAGGCUGGAAUCAUGUUUCUUUUGAUGCUGUGCUAAAAUAUAGCAAUUGUUUGGGAAAUCAUCUUGGUUAUGUGAUUUCUUGGCUACAAAAUAAACCGCUGACAAUGA
Molecule: messenger RNA, 2604 nt
Organism: Carassius auratus (goldfish)
Lineage: Eukaryota; Metazoa; Chordata; Actinopteri; Cypriniformes; Cyprinidae
Product: neutral cholesterol ester hydrolase 1-like
Exons: 5
Coding region: 101-1333 (410 amino acids)
Cellular component (GO): membrane
Molecular function (GO): carboxylic ester hydrolase activity
Source: RefSeq, a predicted model, not a curated record